Molecule: messenger RNA, 687 nt
Organism: Dipodomys spectabilis (banner-tailed kangaroo rat)
Lineage: Eukaryota; Metazoa; Chordata; Mammalia; Rodentia; Heteromyidae
Gene: Fcer1g
Product: Fc fragment of IgE receptor Ig
Exons: 5
Coding region: 121-381 (86 amino acids)
Biological process (GO): regulation of platelet activation; antigen processing and presentation of exogenous peptide antigen via MHC class II; T cell differentiation involved in immune response
Cellular component (GO): external side of plasma membrane; Fc-epsilon receptor I complex
Molecular function (GO): IgE receptor activity; IgG binding
Source: RefSeq, a predicted model, not a curated record
GUGGAAGGCGUGGCAGGAAGGGGGGAACUCUGUGGUCAGGGAACUGCUCACAGAGUUCAGCUGUGUAGUGCUGUCAAGAACGUCCGAUCCUCAGCUCACAGCCCCUCCUGCCCCCUGCCCAUGAUGAUUCCAGUGGUCUUACUCUUACUUCUUUUGGUUGAACAAGCAGCGGCCCUGGGAGAACCUCAGCUCUGCUAUAUCCUGGAUGCCAUCCUGUUUUUGUAUGGUAUUGUCCUCACCUUGCUCUACUGUCGACUCAAGGUCCAAGUGCGAAAGGCAGCUAUAACCAGCUAUGAGAAGUCAGAGGCUGUGUAUACGGGGCUGGACACCCGAACCCAGGAGACAUAUGAGACUCUGAAGCAUGAGAAACCACCCCAGUAGCCUUGGAACAAUUGUCCUUGGUCACAUAUUUCUUCAUCUUCUAAUUUUCCUUCCAGCCUUCAUGGUUAGUGUUACAUAAUCCUAUUCACUGUUUAAACCAGCUGAAUGUACCCCAGUAAUGAUAAUAAGCCCCAAAUUAACAUACACCCGUGGUUCCUUUUUUCCUGUUAAAGACUUAAGCUCAGAUGCUAGCUACUAAUGUUUAUUUUCUAAGCUUACUCUCUUGCUCCAACUUUUUCCCCAUCCCCAUUGUCAACUCCCACUAAACAAUGGAAAGGGAGUACCUCAAUAAAGCUGUUCCAGACU